Molecule: messenger RNA, 2269 nt
Organism: Brassica rapa (field mustard)
Lineage: Eukaryota; Viridiplantae; Streptophyta; Magnoliopsida; Brassicales; Brassicaceae
Product: protein PLASTID MOVEMENT IMPAIRED 15
Biological process (GO): chloroplast avoidance movement; chloroplast accumulation movement
Cellular component (GO): cytosol
Source: RefSeq, a predicted model, not a curated record
UCUCUCUCUCUCUCUCUCUCUCUCUCUCUCUCUCUCUCUCUCUCUCUCUCUCUCUCCAUUGCUGCUACUUGUUCAUUCCUUGUCCUCAGAUUUCGUCUCUGGUGUCCCAAGGAAACAAAUCGUCCGAAUGAUGAAAAAUCAAGCAAGAACAUUAUAUCUACCAAUCAUUUUCUUCUUUUCUUUGCUUCACACCACAAGUUGCUCCUUAUCUCCUUCACAGUGAGAACUCUAGAGAACACAAGCAAUGGCGAAUUCCAACGUAGGGACGAAAACCGCAACAGUGAAAGCAGAGACAAGCAUGUACAGACAACACGCUGUUACAGACAGCUUUCAUCAGUUUGGUUUACCAAUCGUUAAGUCAUCUUCACUUGUGGAGGAUCUGCACAAGUCAAGGAGGAUACUUGAUGGUUACAUUGAGAGUAAAAGAGAUUCAGAGUCUGCAAGAGAAAGAGCUGAAGCGGAACAUUCCAAUGCACUGGAGUUGGUAAAGGAGCUCACAUUGCUGAUAGAGAGGUCGAACAGGUGUAAAGAGUUUCAUAAAAAGGAAACGGGAGCUUUAAAGAUAGAUAUAAAGGUUGAGGAAAAUGAUGAUUACUCUGAAGUUAUGAAAGAUUUGGAGGCUGCGAAGGAAGAAGUGAGUAGGCUAAAGCUUGAUGUAGAUUCUGUUUUGGGAGAGAAGGUUGCACUAGAGAAGGAAGUUGUGAAAAUAGGGUUUAAUAUGGAAGAGAAGUUGAGAUUGUUGGAGAGUCUUAAGAAGGAGAUAGAGGUUGCUAAUGAGGAACAUUUUUUAGUUGAGUUAGGAAAGAUCGAUGCAUCGAUAGAACGUAAGGAGAUAGAAAGGCUGAGAGAAGGAGAAGGAGAAGAGGUUUUGGAUUUCUUGGUGGAAAAGAAUAAGAAAAUCAAGAAAAUGUUGGAAGAGGCAGAUAGAUCAAAGGGUAUUGAGGUUGAGUUGUUUGAGACGACUUCGGAUGUUGAAAUGUUACAGACACAGCUAAAUAUUUUCAAGAAAAUGGAGAGGAGAGACAACCGUUCUUUUGAAAGAGGAAAAUGCACUUUGACGGUUUUGAAAGAAGUAACAGAAGAGACUGAAGCGAAAAAGGAGGCACUUGCUUCUCUUAACGCAGAACUCUUCAAGCUCAUGAUGGUAAUGGAUGAGUUGAGAAAGCAAAUCAACCAAGCCAAAGAAGAAACAGGUCAGCUCAACAAAAUAUUACGGAAAAAUGAUGUUAAGAUUCAGAAACUCAAUGCAAAGAUGAUUAUGUCAAAAUCUAAACUGGAAAUAGCAUUGUCGGCCAAAGAAAGAGUUACCUCUCUUGUCGACAGUCUAGCUGGUUCACUUGAGAAGUUAAAGAAGAACAAAGAAGCUGCAAAGCAAGAAGAGUGUCUUCUGAUAGCACAGAAGACGGUUACAGAGAUGGAAACACAAAAGACCAAACUCGAAAUAGACGAAAAGGAAAGAGAACUGAAUUCAAAUCUGGAUGAGCUUGAGAAAGCAAAACAAGCGGAGGCUUUAGUACUUGAGAAGCUCGAGUCCCUCAUUGAGGACAAAAUGGAGAGGCGCGAAACAGAGUCCAAGAAUUAUUCGACCAUCACUAUCUCGAGAUUUGAGUAUGAUUAUUUGAGUAGACAUGCUUCUCUAGCAGAAGAAACUGCAGAGAAGAAAGUUGCAGCAGCUGAGGCGUGGGUUGAAGCACUCAGGGCUAGCACUAAAGCGGUAUUGAUGAAGACGGGAACUUUGAUGAGAGAGAGUGGAAUGAUGAGAGUGGAAGAAGAGAGAGAAGUGUUUAGGACAGAAAGGACGAAGAGACUGGCUGAGGACGAGACCCAUAAGUUUAAGCGGAUCCCGGAAGCAGAAGCUGAAAGCUAUCUUUCUCCUAAACUGGUUAGAAAAUCAACACCGGUGCAACGAGGGAAGUCAAGAAGAUACUCAUCUGCUGGGACUCCGACUUUCUUUGUAAUCAAGAAGAAGAAAGUUCCGAAACUAGUCAAGAUUUUUAGUCGGAAAAGGUAAAAAAGUUGAAGAAAUACCAUGUUGUUGUUCAUUGUUGUGCAUGAUCAUAUCUUCACAUCUCAUCACAUAUUCGUGAUAGUAAGUUUUGUUAUUCAAUUUCUGCAUGGUCAUAUCUUCACAUCUCAUCCCAUAUUUUCGAAAUGAUUCAUAUUCUUAUUCAUUGUUAUGCAUGGUCGUCAUAUCAGUAUGACAUUCUAAUGGUUUGAGUUUUUCUUUCCUGAAAAACAGUAUUAUAAAUAUCUACCACUUCGAUUUACA